This is a messenger RNA of Homo sapiens (human), 14081 nucleotides long. It is a transcript of the gene FAM204A, whose product is annotated as family with sequence similarity 204 member A. The record is from RefSeq and is a predicted model, not a curated record. The coding region runs from base 448 to 1149 and encodes 233 amino acids. Lineage: Eukaryota; Metazoa; Chordata; Mammalia; Primates; Hominidae. The transcript is spliced from 10 exons.
AGGCGCGAUGUUGACGGGGUCCUAAGAUGGCUGCUGGGCGACCACUUCCUGACAGCUCCAGUUAAUGGGACUGCCAGCAGGCUAGACAUCCUUCGCCGGAAUGUGCAGCGCUUAGUUCUGUGCCCGGGAGGGGCUUCUCUCUCUUUUGGGAUUGGAGUGUGGCAUUGCCGCCAGAAAGCCUGCAGAAUUCCGGGUUGUGCAGCCAAGCAGGAACGGUGUACCUUUCUAGACCCAUCCUCUUGCAAUCUUGGACCCUGUUAAUCACAAUAUGGGACAGAAAACUGCAAAACAAAUUUCCGUCCUUCCAUUUUAUUCCUUCAUAUUGAUAGUAAAUCAUGAGCAGUACAACCGGCUUCUCUAUUUUAAGCAUCUUUUGAAGGAACUGGUUUUGGCUCAAUAUAUGUGCUAAAAUAGACUGUGCCAUGAAGAUCAAUAGUGAAAGAAAAGAUGUGGAGUGGGCUGCUACCUCCUGGCCUAAAUGAAAGUGACGCUGAGUCAAACUCGGAAGAUGAAGCUACGUUGGAGAACUCUGGACUUAACUUACAGGAAGAUAAAGAGGAUGAGAGCAUCAGAAAAACAGAAAUCAUAGAUUUCUCAACAGAUGAACCAAAAACUGAAACAGAGUCAAAUGUAAAUGCCUAUGAAGAGUGUCCUUCUGGAAUUCCCAUAGAUAUGUGGAAUAAAUUUCAAGAAUUGCAUAAAAAACAUUCUGAACAGAAAAGCACAACCUCAAGAUUCAGAGGGAAAAGAAGAAAACGCUCCAGAAAAGAUAAAUUGAAGAAUGAAAAAGAAUUACAUAGUGAACCGUCCUCAAAUGAAACCCAGUGGAAAGAGCUUACUCAGUAUUUUGGAGUCAAUGAUAGAUUUGACCCGCCUGUUAAAAGGAAAAAAGUUGAGAAGUCAGGCCUUGAAAAGAGGAUAGACCAGGCUGUGGAGGAGUGGAAUAUUGAGAAGGCUGAGGAACUCAGCAACCAGCUAGCUACUCGAGAGCUUGGUGUAAAAAUUGCCAAAGCAGUUGCCUGCCACAACUUUGUAAAAGCCAAAAAGGAGGUUGAAAAUUCACAGGCUGCCCGAAAAAAGAAGAAACUUGCAUGGGGGUUUGAAGCAAAGAAGAGAUGGGAAACCAAAAGCAACAUGGGAUACAUGUAACUUGCCAGAGUGCUUCAAGACAUUUGUAGACUCAAAUGCUCAAUUUACUGAGAAUGUUUUCCUGCCUAUGUUAAUAUGUCAGAAAAUUGAUAGCACUAAAACAAAAAUAAGCAUAAAAUUUGGGAUUUUGAUUAUCAGCUCUUUUCAGUCUUUCUUUAAGGACUUUGUCCUAUUGAAGUGAAUAAAAUGAAGCAUUCUGUUAUUUGUAUAAGAAAUGUAAGAAAAAAAAUAUAGAAAGAAGAGGAUAGGAUUUUGUUUAUUUGUAUGGAUGGACCCUUGGUAUAAAAUCACUUUUGGCGCUUUCCAUUCAUUUGGUUUAGCACAGCCAGUGAGCUUCUCGUACUUUCUUUCUUUUUUUUUUUUUUUUUGAGACAGAGCCUCGCUUGCUCUGUCACCCAGGCUAGAGUGCAGUAGCACGAUCUUGGCUCACUGCAACCACUGCUUCCUGGGUUCAAGUGAUUCUCAUGCCUCAGCCUCCUGAGUAGCUGGGAUUAUGGACAAAUGCCACCACACCCGGCUAAUUUUUUUUUUUUUUUUGUAUUUUUAGUAGAGACAGAGUUUUGCUGUGUUGGUCAGGCUGGUCUUGAACUCCUGGCCUCAUAUGAUUCACCUGCCUCUGCCUCCCAAAGUUCUGGGAGUACAGACAUGAGCUACCAUGCUGCCCUUGUAUUUUCUUAUCUGUACCCAGUGUAACUACACGUUUACUGGAACUGUGUUUUUAAGACUGACAGUUGUUUAUAAUGGAUUAGUCGUAAGUACCAAAAAGUCUCAGUUGAUAUUAUCUUUACAAAUGACUUGACCUUAAUGUUAUAAAAGUAGUUACUGUUUUUUUUUAAUUGGAGGCAGACUUGAUAUUUCAGAGUUGCAUAGUAAAAGCAAUUUGUUAAUUUUUGUGUACUUUCAGAUAAACUAUUACAAUAAAGAAAGGAGCAGAAUGUAGUAUUUGGAAGAUGAUUUAAAUUCAGCAACGCCUAAAAAUGUCUUCCUAAGUAUUUUUCUCAGCCAUGUCAUUCUUUAAAUUAUGAGAUGGUUCUUAGAAGAGAAAAUGGUGUAAUUGUAUUAAACAGACAAUUAUAACUCAAGAUAAUAUAACUUUGAACCUUCUAAGAACUGAUUUGUUUGGUUUUCCUCCCAUUCCCCAUUCCUCCUUAAAAGAUUGAAUGAAUUAAUGAGCAGAAAGAGAGGAUUGGUAACAUGGGAAAUCGUUUUCAUUAGAUGUACAUUUCCUGGUUCUGACAGGAAAGGGGCUCCAGAAAAUCAUAAAACAAGCAGGUGAACAAGACCAGGUGUGUCGGCACCUCCCUGCUCAGUGCCCAGCGGAGGUAAAGAACCACUCAGCAUGGUUUUUGUCAGUUCACCUCUUCUGUCGUUGUCAGAGGUUUCCUACCUGUCUGAUAUAAACUUUCUCUGGGUUGAUAAUAUAAAUUCAGAAACAUGUAAAAUGAAUCAUGAUUAUAUUACUGUUAUUUUUAGACUUAAAAUAGUAACAAAAUUUUAUUUAUGGUGGCACAUUUAAUGGCUUUUUUUUUCUGUGUUCUGGAAUAAGAGAAUACCUAGCUACUAUUUAAGCAUCCAAAAAUCAUAUCUUGCUUUCAUUUAGUUGAGAAAAGCCAGCAUAGAGAAAGCAAAGUUUUAGAAUAUUAUGUGUCAUACUAAUUCAGUAUCCAGACCAAAUGUUGGAAAGUCUUAUUUUAUGAUUUAAUAUCCCUUGUUCCAUUUUACAGAUAUGAUCAUGUAAAACUUACCUACAAUAUUCAUUUCAAACUGCUAAAUUAGGUAAAUACAGACUUUUAGUAUAGAAACCUUUCCUCUAAAAAUCCAUUAUGGGGGAAAUAUUCACUAUACAAUCCAGUGGUUUUGUCUGAAAUCCUAAAAAUGUUAUUUUUGAGCAGGCGAGUGGUAUAGAUAUUCUCACACUUGGGGCCCCGAUAUGGGCAUUUCCCUUUGACUUCAGUCUCAUUUUUUUUUUUUUUUCUGUUUCUACUCCUUAGAGCAUUUAGUGACCCCUGCAGGCAUGUUGCACUUCCCAUACUGAAGCCUUGCCAGAGUGGCCUCCUGUAGGGUCUGACUUGGGAUCCUGUCCAGCCAAGGAAGCCCUUCUUCAGCCUGCUCCAGUGCCCGCAGUUGCCCCCUCAGCAUCCCCUCGGGGUUCUCAUGUAGAUGGGAACAUUUUAACUACGCGGAAGGCAGGCAUUUCAGCAGAAUUAAGUAUAGCGGGGGCUCAUCUAAUAAAGGAAGCCACUUCUCCCAAGUCGUCACUCCUUUCUGGGCAUGGGUUGUGGAAAGCUCUAAAACGUUAUGUGUAGCAGAAGAAGGGGUUGGAGGGAAGAUUUGUGGGGACAGGUUGUCUUGGAUUGGCCCUGCUGACAUGUCAUUUGAGAGCAGUUUUAUUUUAUCCUUUCUAAUAGGAAUUAGGUAUUUUACUCCUAGAAACAUUAUUCCUUGAGUACGCAUGCUGCUCAAAGGAUGUAGUCAUUUGUCCACUCCAUUCUAGUCACAGCAAAAUAAGGAUUCUUUUUGGAUCAGUAAUAACUUUGGUUCCUAAAACUUCAAUAUGUGCAUUUACUACCACCAGAAUGCCUGAGUUAGAUCAGUAAUGUAAACGUCAGUUAUUGUUAACUGAGAUUAAUAUGUUUCAGGCCGUUGGUAUGGCAUUAAUGUAACUAUGAUUUACUAUUUAAGUACUUUAGGCUAAAACAUCUUACUAAAGAACAGUAAUUUUGAGCUUUACAGCACUGGUUCUGAGAAAGGGAAGUUGGCAGUGCAUUCUUGUUUGGGAGCCCUCAGGAUGUUUCUGAUUUUCAGCAGAACAUUCUAUGUCUUUCACCGAAAGGAGAGAUUGAAUAUAUAAUCUUAGGUUUGCUAUAAUUAGUUCUGAUGACAGAGUUAAAUACCUCAGCCAAGACUGUAAAUCAGUACGUAAACAGGUUUCUGCAACUGAUCAUAAAUCUCAAACUGCAUAUUUUAAACACUUAUUUUUUUAGGAUGACAGAUAAGGGAGCAGCAGGCUAAGGAUAGGAAUAAAAUGUUAUCUGAACUUUUAAGUCACAACUUAGAACUCACAUUAAAAUCUUCUGAUUUUCUUUAUACCUUUUGUCUAAAAUAUUAUCUUUUAGCUUAUUAAUAACUUUAAUAAGACAAGUUUGAAUUUAAUUCACAAAAAAUGAAGAUAUAAUUUAUAAAAUGUCCAAAUUUUUGUUAAGACAUUACUUUUUAAGAAAUGUGUGUCUUGCUAAAUAUAAAACAUAUUGUAUGAGGUUGUUGUUUAAACAAAAUGAGAGUUGUACAUUAUUUUUUAAGAGAUGAUAAAGUUUGAGGAGGCAAGCCGAUGUUAUGUCAGAUCUCAUUUUGAAGUUAGUGAAACCUAGUCUAAUCCAGAACCAACUGAAUCCAAGUUUUCCAUUUUGGCAGAAGUUGCUUUUAUUUUUAGUAUCUGGCAGAGCAACAAAUGCUUUGCAUGUCAGUUCAAUAUUUUUUCCUGCCAACUGUUUAUUCAUUGGCUUAAAAUUUACACUCUACUAAAGUCUUAGCUCUGACUUUCAUGAAACAAAUAGUAAUAUUUGGACAAAAUAUGUACAUGAAAAUCUUUUUCCAGAACCAAAUGUAGACUGGUAUUUGUGACAUCAGUGCCUUCUAGCAUGGUGACGGGUCGAAAAAUACUUUGAAAAGUUGAAGGCUGUGUAAACCCACGGCAGUGCAUCUCAAGUGAUUUUUAUUAUGAGGUAAUCAGAGUAUCUAGGUUUUCAAAUUUAAAUUAGUGGGUGACUUUAUGCUAGAAAGUAGAAUAUGUGUUAGAAUAAAUUUAUCAAUAUAUAUUCUUGGCCUUUGUAGGAUACUGAGACAAUAAGGUCCAUUUUUCAUUUUUGAGGUUGGGGAGCUCUGUAGAUUUUGAUAAAAUGUGCAGAACUGCAUUCUUUAAUCUUUAUUAUUUCAUCCUCCCUCCACACUGCUUGCUUUAAAAGAAAAAAAUACCUACACACAUUUUCUAGUGUUAACUGCUGUAAUCAGCAUAGACUUCCUGGGAAGGGAUUCUUGCCUUCAGUAAAGGACAUGACAGCAUGUGGCCAAUGGAGAUUGCCACGAGGAAACCUGGAAAGGCAUUGAACCAUUUUGUGCUACUGUUAAAAUGAGGUGUGUUGUCUCUUUAUUAUCUCCUACUCAAUAGUGAGUAUUCUGGAGGUGUCUGUUCCCUUUCCGGAAUUUCUUCAAAUACAGAGAUGCUUCAGAGUAGCUUCCUGCCACAUUGGCUUUCAUGAUCUUAAUCCCUGGAACACAGCUAUAGGCUUCUGGGAGAUAGUUUAUUAAAUGCCAUGCAGAAUGCUAUGUUUUUAGAUGUGCAUGUAAAUCAAGAAUUAGCUGAGGAAUAUCUUUUUAUUAGUAGUAGUAGUAACUCAUUUUUAGAUUCAAGUAAAGUUUGUUUUCCAGGUGAGAUGACAUUUUUAAGAAAUUGAAUUUAAGUAUGUGCUUUUAUAUCCGGACCAGGUUUCUCAAGGAAGCAGAAUACAAGGGAAUGAAAGGGGAAGGGAGGGUAGUGCCCAAGAGAAACCUCGGCUCCUAAGUGCUCCCCUGCCAGGUUUCCCCCGUGCCUGCCCACUGGCACCAUCCUGGCAGCUCCAGCCCACACCCCCUCCUGGACCCUGGGCUGCCUCUCGCUGAAUAGCUGCAGGGGGCCUGCUAUGUGACAGGUAUGGAAUGAGGUAAUCCUUUUCCACCUCUAAUUUCUGAAGGGUGUGUCUGUCCAGUUUUUACUUGUUCAUUGAAUUUAAAGCCUUAGGAACCAACAGCUACAGUGCAAGCUGUAAUUAUUGAUGUCUGUUUCAUAUUCAUCUGUAAGUUCUGGCAUUUGAUCAAGAAGUCAAUAUAUCACUUCAUCUUCAGGCUGAAUGUGUCUCAGCUAUAAAGGUUUUAUUGUUUGAUGGAUAGCAUACAAUUAUGACUGCCCACAAUAAAAAGUGUUUUCAUUUGUAAGAUGGGUGAUACUAGAAGUAAUUAUGAAUGUCACAAGGAAUAGUGAAACAAUGAAGCUUUGCGUUUCUUUGAAUUUCUCCCUACAUAAUGCCCAAGGAACAUUUCCUGAAUGCCUACUAUAUGUCAGAUAAACUAACUCUUGCAGAUGCAAGGAUGAAUAAGCAAAAUCUAAUAGGAAAUAUAUGUAAACCAUGUUUUGAACAACUCCAUUUUCAGGCGGGCUAUUAGAAAAUCAGUGAGUUUUUCUUUGCUGAAUACAAAGACAUAAUCUACAUAUAAGAAGUAAUGUAGACUUAAAAAUUUUAGUUACCUGAGUAUAUACUUACUGUACAGGUUGCUGAAUUUCCUAGCUAGGCAGUCAGCUACAGUGGCUUAUCAGCUUAGUGACUGAUCCAUACUUGCUCACAUCAGAGUGGGUGGGAUUGAUGCCCUGACUGUCUCCCCUGGAGAUGAGGAGCAUUGGUGGGGUUUGACUCAGGAAUGAAUGCAAAUGUUUGUUCUGCACAUUACUCAGUGAUUUUAAGCUUAAAGUUUUCUUAGACUGCAUUAACGUGUCCUUUAUUUUAGCUUGGGUGGGCCACAGUACCUUCCCAUGUUAGGGUAAUGCUUCCUACUACUACAAAUAUGCCCCCCAAAAUAUAAUGACUCAAGCACAAUACAAGCUUAUUUCUUGUUCAUGAGACAAAGGAGAAUGUUGCUUGCUAUCAACGAGGGCUCUGUUCCGGGCUGUCAUUCAGAGACCCAGGCUGACAGCGACUCACCGCCUUCUUUCCCUAGUAAUCCUGGAUGUCCCCUCGAUGCCAGUCAGCUGGAAGGGAAAAGAGCAUGGAAGAGCACUGGCGGGAAGUUACGGGCCUGGCCUGGAAGUGGAACACAUUAGUUCUCACUUUGCACUGGCUCAGACUUCCUUACUUCAUCACACUAACCACAAGGGAAGCUGGAAAAUAUAGACUGGGAGGAAAGAAAUUUUAGUAAAUAGCUUGCAGUAUCUGCCACAUUGCCUCAAUCACAUACGAUGUAGUAACUUUACAUUUUGCUGAUGUUGAGUAGCACAAACUACUAUUUGUGAUUUGAUGGAGUCAUUUUUACUUGGGUGUGUUGACAGAGCUGAGUCAAAGUAGCUGUUCAUAUUACCGUGUAGUGGGUGUGGUGUCACAGUGUGAUACCUGCUGAAAGAGCAUUGCAUGCUCAGUCAGUGAGGCAAAGGCAGUGCUUAUUAUGCCAUAAAGGGCUGUUGGGACUUUACCAGGUAGGCGAGUAGAAGCGAGUGCAUCCUAGGUAGAAGGAACGGCGUGGCACAUUUGAGGUACAGCAAGGACUUUAGCAGGGGCCAGGGGAGAGAAUGAGAACAGGGAAGUAGAGCAGCAGAAAGAGAUGGCGUUGAAAAGAGCUGGCCAGAACCAACUCACACACAACUUUGAGAGAUGCUGGGGAGAUUGGACUUGUGCGGGGAAGAGUUGGGUGUCUAUGGAUGGUGAUGUGGGAUGAAGAAGGUAGUCAGAGAGCAGGCUUUUAAAGAGUAAUGUUAUAUUAGUAGUUUAGUAAUAUAGAGUUAGACAUUUAGUAUUUAGUAAAGUAGGUCAUAUUUAUACUUGUUGUGUCAUGGUACCUGUGGAAUGCCAUGGAAAUGUCAAAUGGACACUUCUAUGUAGCAACCUGGAGGUCAGAAGGGAGGGAGGUUGCAGAAAUAGGUCGAUGAAAGAGGUCUUGAAAGGUGGCAUGUCAACAGGAACAAAUGCCGCUGAGCUGUCAGGCAAGAUAAUGGUGGAGAGGUGGCUGUUGGAGUUAGCAUCAGAUGGCACCGGUGAUCUUGGCCAAAUCAGACAUCCAGACCAGAAUUGCAAUAGAUGGUGCAAUUGCAAUCUUAGGUUGGAUUUCCUAGAAACAGUGCCUCAGAUCUCUUGUGGAGGUGAUUUGUAAAAGUAUGCACUUCAGGAAACAUUUGUAAGGGAGGGAGCAAAGCCCAUGAGGAAGGGGAAUGCCUGAAAGGGGUAAAGCCUUGGCCUUGUGCUGGGGGAAGAGGGCUCUGUGAACUCUGCUUGUGGCAAAGGAGCUGUUUUUUUUCUUUUUUUCUUUUUGAGACGGAGUCUUGCUCUGUCGCCAGGCUAGAGUGCAGUGGUGUCAUCUCAGCUCACUUCAACCUCUGCUUCCCAGGUUCAAGCAAUUCUCCUGCCUCAGCCUCCCGAGUAGGUGGAACUACAGGCAUGCACCACCACGCCCAGCUAAUUUUUGUAUUUUUAGUAGAGACAGGGUUUCACUAUGUUGGCCAAGGUGGUCUCAAUCUCUUGACCUUGUGAUCCGCCCACCUCAGCCUCCCAAAGUGCUGGGAUUACAGGCAUGAGCCACCGCGCCCGGCUGGAGCUGGCUUUUAAACCCGGUAUCAGUCUCAGUCAGUCAGUCACUGCAGGCCAGCAUUUUACAUGGGAUGAAAGGAGGGAUGGAUGGAAGGGGUGGAGGAUACAUACCUGGUCCUUCCAGUUAAACUAUUUAAUAAAUAAUCAUGACUGAGAAUAUAAGCCUUAGAAGUACUGUUAUUGUUCUGUAAAUUUUUUAAAAACACUUUGAGGAUUCAUUGUUAUUUAUGCUCCUUGCCUUGGAGGGACAUCUUGGUUCUACAUAUGUAUAAAUGUCUAGCAGAUUGAAAAUCUGAAAUUCUUCUUUCAUUACUCUUCCCAUACAGUGCUCUUGCACUAUUCCUCUAAGAAAGCCAAAGACACAUUAUACUUGUUUUUUAGAUGAGGAAAUCAAGGUGCUGGGAAGUUUAAGAGAACUCUACAGCCAUUCAUCUAGCAUAAAAGGGCUGACGUUAGAACGCAGGCCAGGCCUUUGCCUCUUCCCUACCCCAUUCCAGUGGUUCUUGAAGUGGGAUCCAUGCCCUCCUGCAAGCAGAAUCACUUGUUAAAAAUGUAAACUCCAGGGUCCCUCUCUGGGGGCAGGGCCUGGGAUUCCACAUUUUCAAAAGCUCCUCUGUAAUUAGUGCAUACAAAGAAGACUCAUUGUCUUGGAGCAGCACCCGCUUCUUACACGGGGAGUCUGGGAUGGGAAAGAGGAAAGCAAGUCAGUGCAACUUGCACAUGUCUUAUCACAAACCAUAGGGAAGGAGGUGCCUUGUGGUAUAAAUACUGAGUUUAAUGCCAUUAAUAUAAACGCUCAUAUUCCCAAACAGACUGCCUGUACUAGUACAUUACUUCCAUUUUCCAAAAAAGGAAAAGAAAGGUUCCGUGUCAAAGAACUCAAUUGGAAUCCUCGCUUGGUACUUGCUUCCUUGCCAGCAGUGCUCAAAAAGAGAAAAAGAAAAUCCAAAGUCCAUGUACAUAAAAGUUCCAUUCCCGAUGGUGGAGGGCUUAAUUAAAGUCCUCAGAUGUUUCUGUGCACCUUGGAAAACAUUUUUAUGAAAUUCAUAUAUUACCAGAAGUGGCUCCAACAAUUCUUGCAGUUAAAAACCUUGUAACUCAUGCAGCUCCAUCAGGAGCAAGCUGCCUUUUUCAAGAUUUGUUUUGCUGCUUCCUUUACCUCCGUAGCCUGUGGCAGUGACGGCUGCUCAAGGGCCUUAACUGCCAGGAUGGCACUAGAGGAUUUUCCAAGGUUAAGGUCAGAUAACAGAAUCUGGAAGAAAUGGAUCCCUCUUCCUGCAUUUCCUUUUCUCAUUAUUUCAAUAAAUGCAUUGAAGGCUUGUGAUGUGUCUGGCACUACAGCAGGCACUGAGGAUGCCACGCUGAACAAAGCGGCUGGAUCUUCAUGGGGCUCAUAUCCUAGAGGGAAAGACAUAAUAAGCAGACUCUGCAGUGUCACACAACAUCACCUAGGAAAUAUAGAGAUGCAAGUGCUCAGGCGCCAGGCCAGACGUGAAUUCAACUGUGGUAGCAAGACCUUGUAUCUUCUGAUGGGACGUUGAAGUGUGAGAACCACUGGACUCUCAUAUGGUGAUAAACUUUGGAGAAAAAGGACGGAGGCAGGUGUGUUGCUGAUGCCAGCAAAUGUUAGAAUAGUGAAACUGCUACACCCUGGACUAUGAAGCAAGCCAGAUUUGAAUCCCAGCUCUGCUACUUACAAGCUGUGUAACCUCCGGCAGGCUACUUAAUCUCUCUGUACCUUGGGUUCUCCUGAGAAAUGGAGAUAAUAAUAGUAGCUAUCUUAUAGAGAUGUGAGGAUUAAAGGAACUAAUGAAUAUGAAAGUGCUGAGAAUAGAUUCUCACAUAUAGCAAACAAUAUACUUGUUGGGAGACAAUUCUCUGGACAAUUCUUGCAUUUCUACACGUCUUGGAAGCAAGGCACUAAGUACCCUUUUGUUCCAAACUAUCUUUGCAAGGAUGUUUGUAUAUAACAUCCUUGGAAGAUUGAGAUAGUGUCUCACUCUAGAGCAAAGAACAGACAUGCUUACUCCCAUUACAAAAGAUUCGGUUUCCUAACUCAGAGUUCCUGUUCUUGAAUGAAAGUCAUGCAGUAUACAGGUGUCUUUUGGCCCUCUUAACUGUCAUACUGUAGGAAUCAAUGCAAAAAUGCUGAUGGCUAUUUCUGUUGUGAGUAAAUGUCUGAACUGAGAGUCUAGUGUCUUCUAUCAGCAUUUGUAAAACUGGCCAACUGACUUGCUAAGUUGCAAGUAGGGUGAAAUCUCAGACCCUUCGUAGUCCUUGACAAUUCUGUGAAAGUGUGUAAGUGUUUGUUAGUACUAAUGUUGUUAUUACUCCACAGUACGUGCCAAUUUUCUGGAAGAAACAAAAAUGUAAUUGAUGGCCCUAGCCUUCAAAGAGUUCCCAGUUGAGCCAAGGAGGUUAAAUAUGCGAAGAUGACGCAAAAGACAUACAGCAGCAGGAAAGCAAAGCUUUGGAAUGAAACUUGGGUUUGAAUGUAGGCUGUGGAUGCUCACCAGCUAUGGCAACUCUGAGCCUCAACAAAUUUCUAUUUGUAAAGUGCUGUUGUUAAUAAUGCUUACUGUGUGAGGUUGUGAACAUUAAGAUAGUGCAUGGAGAGAGCUUAGCACGGGUCUGGCAUGCAGUAAGCACUCAGUUACCAUUACUGAUGUUGCUGUAUUGCAUUUGUGCUUAGGAUACAAGCAGAGCACUUUCUCUCCCCUCCCUGGGUCUUUAGGGAAGUAAGGCCCCAGUACUGUACUUCCUUUCAGGUGGAAGCUGCUUUCCUUGGAACCACCAAACCCCAACUCAGUAUGUCCCUGGAUUCUGCCCAAAGAAUUCCCCAGGGCUAAGCUCCUAUAGGUGGGUGGCUAAAGGACUGGCUUCAGAGUCAGACAGCUCUCAGUGGAUAUAUACUUAGAGAUUUAAUAUGAUAUAUACUGCUUUGAAGUUUAUGUGGUUUUUGAUGAUUUUAUUAAUGUGCAUAAUAGUCCUAGCAUAUAAUAUGUGUUCAGCCAAUGUUAAUCAGUGCCCUAGGCUACACCACCAUGAUCUAAUGGGCCAUUCAAUUUUCAUGACUGUAUUCCUAGGAUAUUUCUCAAUGACUCAUACAUGGUAGGUGUUCAGUAAAUAUUUGUUGAUUUAAUUGGCUUGAGUGAACAAAAGAAGUAAUACGUCCUUUCAUCUUUUCUUUCAAGAUAUUUCUGCAUUAAAUCAUCCUCAGUAUAUUUUUUUGAAAGCCAAGUUUUCCCAAAGCUCCUCAUUUCCUCAUCUCCCUCUGUGCCACUGGUUUUUCAGUUGCUGGGGGCUACAGACCCUCUCUCUAGAAAGAUGGACAUGUGAACAUAAGCACUGCAUUUUGCACACAAUUUCCGUGGUUCAGAAACCACCUGAACUUUUCCUUCUAGAGGACCCUGCUUAAACACUUCCAUUCUAGGGUGUCCAGCCCAUUAAGAUGGCCAAGAAAUCACAUCCCACUCAUCUCCCCCAAAUCAGCAAGCUGUCAUGGACGGUCCUCAAUACAGUUGCUACUUUGUUCCUCUAUAAUCAAGGCCACACAAGACCCACUUCCAAUCUACUUGUGAUUUAGGGAUAGCAAAGGAUUAAAGCAAUUCAAGUAUUUUAGAUUCCUAUUGAUAGCAGAAUUGUGGUUUUCAAGACGUGCUAAUGGAAAAAUUGUUAGUAAAAAUAGGUUCAUGCAGUCUUAUUGAUCAUGCUUGUAAUUCUGAAGAUUCCACUUGUACUUUUUGUAACCAUAUUUCUCUUCUCUUCCAUUCUCUAGUUGUGAGAAAACCCAGUUGUCCAAUAAUUGUCAAGCUUUCCUCGGCCUUAGGGAAUGAGCACUCAAGACCUUUCUGGGCCAAGUGUGGUCGCCGACUCCUGUAAUCCUAGCACUUUGGGAGGCCGAGGAGGGAGAGCUGCUUGAGCCUAGGAGUUCAAGACUAGCCUGAGCAACAGCAGGACUUCAUCACUACAAAAAAUAAAAAAUUAGCCAUAUGUGGUGGUACACCCCUGUAGUCCCCCAGCUACUCGGGAGGCUAAGGUGGGAGGAUUACUUAAACCCGAGAGGUCGAGGCUGCAGUGAGCCGUGAUCGCACCACUGCAGUCCAGCCUGACCCUGUCUCAAAAAAAAAAAAAAAAAAAAAACCUUCUGGAAGCAGAAAGGAGGAGGUUUUCCAAAACCAAAUCAUGUCAAGUACCUAGCUUGACCUCAAAAAAAAAUACAGAAGCAGGGUUGGUAAUUGAUUGACAGGAAGGGCAGCUCAAAGCAGGAAAUGGAGAGUGGUAUGAAAACACUUAAGCAGUACUGCCCAAAGGAAGAACCUGAAAAGUUCAGCCAUAGAUUUUCUGAGAAGAUGAAAGUGUAGGCAUUAGCAUACUCAAGAAUCAGGCAGACAGUUUUCCCCAUUUGGAAGCUGAAAAAGGAAUGAUCUGCUGCCCAAGACAAGAAAAUGAUGUGGGCCCAGAGGGAACCGUCACUCACACGUACACUGUCCAGGGGGCCAGAGAAGGAUUACAGCCGCCAUUUUGGCUUCUCUAGAGUGAAGCAGCAAAACAAUGUCUAGUGGUUGCUAGGCAACCAUUAGUCCAUCGCUGCCCUUUUCCAUUAAACAUUAUCUGCCUUCUUAGAUUGUUUUAUUUUUUUAAACAGGAUAGGUAAUGCAACAGAGAAUUAACGGUGCAACCUAACAAUGAAAACGCAUUUGAGGUUCCCGAAUCAGUGAAGGCUUUGCAAAGGUUAGAUCACUCUUGGGUGGAUGCCGAAGAUAGUGACAGUUGACUGAAACCUCUUCCCCAGACAUUUCAUCACUGGUCCUCAUGUUUCCUAGUGCCAAAAAUAAUAAUGUGGACGUAACAAUAAUCUCUGUACAUUGUAAAAUGUCUGUCCUCUGCUACGACCUGCUCCAAGCUAGAUCUUGUCCUGAAGCAAGUUUCUCUAUCGGCAAAGAGUGGAUGUCAGAGGUGGUAAAAUGGAGUUCUAGCCCUGGUCAGCUUUGCAGAUAGCUAAGAUCAUGGUAUCCAAAGAACCUGAGCAAAAGUACAUGGAAAUAACACCUGUUUAUGCAAGGAACGCUUUCUGACACAUAAAAAUGAAGAGUAACUGGUAGGAGAGAAUAAGCGUCUUUAUUCAGAUACACAUCGCAUUCGGAUUUUAAACAUACCUAAUGACUUUUACAACAAGAGGACACUGAGGUACCCAGAAAGAGGGUGGAAAAUCAGGAUGAAGGGAGUUACUGCUAGCCUGUCAUGUACCAUGCACACAACCUAUCUUUUUAAAUACCAGUGGAUUUCCUGUCUGGCUCAGGGGGCCUGUCUAGGAAGAGAUUCAAGGAAAGUAGAUGGGUUAGUUCCAGGGACUGGGGCUCAAAAAUUUAAAGCCACACGUAACGUUAGCUCUCUCACUCCCACACACAUUUAAGAUAAAGGAGAUGGCAGUAGUGUGCUGCCCAGAGGAUGGAAUACGCAGAUAACUAGGUUUCUAUACUGGUUCUACUCACUAGUCUGAUCUUGGGUAAUUUUUUGGGUCAUUGUUCUGUAAGGGAGGGCAAUAAUAACUACUUGGUCAGGGCUGUUGUGACAAUUCAGCAAUAAAACAUGGUCAAUUGCAGCUAA